Messenger RNA from Komagataella phaffii GS115, 1623 nucleotides. Its product is annotated as F-Box protein. The transcript has a single exon. Gene Ontology annotation, molecular function: protein binding; guanyl-nucleotide exchange factor activity. The coding region runs from base 1 to 1623 and encodes 540 amino acids. Lineage: Eukaryota; Fungi; Ascomycota; Pichiomycetes; Pichiales; Pichiaceae. The record is from RefSeq and is a predicted model, not a curated record. Gene Ontology annotation, cellular component: cytoplasm.
AUGUCAAAAAUUAACAUACUUGAUUUACCUCAAGAUGUCAUAGUAAACUCCAUUAUUCCCGAGCUGGACAGAGCGGACAUCAAUUCCUUAAGUCGUACUUGCCAUGCGUUUGAGACUUUAACCCAAGAUUCGACAGUUUACCGUCAUUUAUACGCUAAAACUUUUGGACAUAAUCCUGUCCCACUCAGUUUCACGUCUACAAAGUGGCCAGAAUUAUAUAAAUUGCGAUCCACAGGUAAGCUGUAUACUUGGGGUAAAUCCGGUGGAUGCAGGCUAGGAUAUUCAUUGAAAGAGGUACCACGUUCACAUUUGGAUAGACGAAGAUUUAGUGUUAAUAUCAUCUUGCCAACAUUAGUAGAACGGUUGGCCGGUUCGGUCUUGGCUGAUGUGUCUGGUGGAGGGUUUUCCUUUCAAAUUUUAACCGAGGAUGGUACGUUGUAUUUUACUGGAAGCAGUUGGCACGGCGGCCUCAAGGGCCCUGGACCUGUGGAUCGGGAUAGAAUAUCUGAGAACUCAUCAAGAACUCACCAUGGACCAGGAGUUCUACCAAUGCCCCGACAUCCAUUGAUCCCCUUACCAAGGAUAACUACAAUGCCCCCAAUCGAAACUCAAACUCCAAGAAUUACAGAACUGUUACCAGAGCAUCUCAAUUCUCCGCUAACUUCAGCUUUAGCACAAGAUAAUGAAGUUCGUGAAGCAACCGGAAUUCUUACCAAGGUGAAAAUUGACCCUGAACGCAAGAUUUUAGCGGUAAGUUCAGGGAGAUCUCACUUCAUUGCGCUCGACGAUUCUGGAGCUAUUUGGUCUUGGGAUUGUCCUCAGCAGAAAGUAAAGGGAAUAAAACUGAGUUUCAAUAAGCCAAACCAUGAACCACUCAACAAUUCUUCGAACAUCAUCACACAAAUAUCCGCAGGCUGGAACCUAAGCAGUAUAUAUGUUUUGAAUGUGGGAAUUGUUGUUUGGAAAUCAAGAGAUGCAUUUACUCGUUCCACGAGCGCAGUUCAGGCUCAUUUUAAAGUAGUCCCGAAUACUGGAAACAAUAACGAAGACCAGGUAAUAGACCUGGUUGCCCUAAACUCGGCUAUCAUUUACAUUACGAAGUCAGGGAAGUGUUUUUUAGUGAAGGUUGAUGAUAUUGAAACUGUUCCGACUACAGAGCCCGUUCCGUUAGACAGCUUUAACAGGUACAAAAGUGACAAUAGCUACAGCUCUGACGAUGUUAAAUUUAUUAAACUAAGCGGAUCAUUCAAAACAUUUGCAGCCUUUACGGAUGAUGGGCAAGUUCUCAUAGGCGAUCUGAAUAACCUUAAUUUUGUGAAGGUUAUUGAGUCAUUACAACACAAAGACUGUAUCUCGAUAUCAGUUGGAGACUAUCACUUUCUUGCCCUGCUGCGAGACAGAACUAUGCUUUCAUGGGGUAGGGAAUCCCAGUAUUGUGGGUGCCUUGGGCUCGGAGACGGCAAGCAGAUUGUAGAAAGAGGACUAGGGACGCAAGAUGAGGGCGGUUAUACAAUAAUUAGUCCAACCCCAAUAUCAGUUGAAGGUCAGGUUUUGGCAAUCGCUGCGGGAGGAUGGCAAUCUGCGGCAAUAAUCAGCAACGGAGUGGUUGAGAAAAGUUCUUGA